AUGCCAACUGGGCCUCUCGACUAUCUCGAGCAUGGCUUCGCAUUUAACAGCAUCGAAGAAGCGCGCAACGACGUCAACUCAUCUUACAACCUUUCUCCACCUGACGAUGACUACCUCGAGAUCUGUGGAGAAGAAAACCAUAAAGCUCUCGUUUACGAUCUUUGGCAUGCGAUCAUGAGGCAUGCGAAGCGCGAUGUGAAGGAGGAAUCGCGAAGUCCUGCUCCCGUCAAUAUUGAUCCUGCGGCUUGGAGAGCGUUUCAAACCGAUCAGGAUCAGAAUUUGGGAAAGAUAGUGGGGAAAGAUGAGAAUGGGGAGGUUGAGGCGGAGAGGAGAUGUUGGGUUAUGCUUGACCAGAUUCUUGAAGUUCAUCGGACCGGAGCCAGGAAAUCCAAUUUCUUCGGUCCUGCUGAGAAAUGGGUGCUGAAGUUUUCGGAGAGGUUGGAGAGGGUUGUUAAGGCUAUUGAGAACCAUUCGAUCAUUGCUAUUGAUGUGCUGAGAGGGCACAAUCUACCUGAGAUUGCAAUUAUGACUGAUGCGUUCGUGGAAAAGAGGGUCGGGUUGCAGCUUGGGAUUUUCAUGGGGGAAAGGGAAAAUGGGAACGGAGGAUGA
Molecule: messenger RNA, 609 nt
Organism: Pseudocercospora fijiensis CIRAD86
Lineage: Eukaryota; Fungi; Ascomycota; Dothideomycetes; Mycosphaerellales; Mycosphaerellaceae
Exons: 3
Coding region: 1-609 (202 amino acids)
Source: RefSeq, a predicted model, not a curated record